Linum tenue is the source of this 1295-nucleotide messenger RNA. The record is from the annotation of a GenBank genome assembly. NCBI's taxonomy places the organism in Eukaryota, Viridiplantae, Streptophyta, Magnoliopsida, Malpighiales, Linaceae.
GACAAGAAUAAGCUUCAUCUCAUUCGGUGGGACAGUUGUAAGGCUUCCAAAAGCAGAGGCGGGCUGGGUAUUCUCGAUCUCAAAUGUAUGAAUUCUGCUCUCCUUGCAAAAUGGUUCUGGAAAUAUGCUGUUGAUCAGUCCGCGUGGUGGCGUAUGAUGAUUGACUGCAAGUUCCCUCCCUCCCUCUCUGAUUGGAGGCCCGGUUCGAGUGGCGGUCCCAUUGGUUGUUCCUUGUGGAAGAGUAUUUUAAAAGAAGAAAACCUGUUCUGGAAUUAUGCUUCUAUUAAUCCAGGUGGAGGCGGUUGGGUUUCAUUUUGGAACGACUGUUGGAUACCGAAAAUGAUUCUGAAGGAUUCCUUUCCCAGGGUUGCGGCGGCCUCCUCAAACCUUGACGUCUGGGUAUCUGAAGACCUGCCACAAUUAAUUGGAGCCUCUGCCCAAAAGGUUUCUCGGUGAAUUCCAUGUACCAAGCCCUCAACCAGGAGAGAUUUCCGGGCAGCGACAGUUUCCCGUUCAGAACCGUGUGGCGAUCCGAGGUUCCAAUGAAGGUGAAAGCCUUUCUCUGGCUUGUCACGCAUGAGCGCAUCCUUACGCAUGACAACUUAAAGAGGAGAGGUUGGAAUCUGGCCAGCAGAUGUGCUCUCUGCAACUCGGAGGAGGAGAACAUCGACCACCUGUUCCGUCAUUGCUCCUUCUCUAGCAAAAUUUGGUCCAUCCUCCAGCUGAUGAUUGAGUUCCACGGACCCUUUCCCGACCGUUUCGUGUUGCUCAUCAGGUGUUGGAGUCGUUGCAGCCAAACCCAAUGGAAGAAUGACUUUGCAUCUGGUCUCUUACAUGCCUUCUCCUGGGAGAUAUGGAAGGAGAGGAAUGCCAGGAUUUUCCACGAUAAAUCGUCCCAUUGGCGCGUGAUCCUUCAUAAGAUUUGCAGAGUUCUUUUGAGUUGGGUUAGGGCAGCUGGAAUUUUGAAUGAUGAUCGCCGGACAGAGUGGCUUGCUCUUAUGCAUCAGUGUUGCCCGCUCCCUUUCGUUGGAAAUUCUAGUCUUGAAGCUGGUUCCUAGGCCUUCCGGUUGCCGGCGUGUUGGGAGUGCUGGUUUCUUCUGUCUUCUUUCUUGUCCUUUUUGCUUCCCCUUCCUGCAGAAGCGGUCUGGUCCGCUGAGCAGGUUUUGGUUUUUGUUGCUUUCGGAUCAAUUCUCUUGAUCCUCCUUGUAUCAAACUCUUCGUUUCUUUUAAUUUUUAAUCAUCACCUUUAUCAAAAAAAAAAUAAUUAAAUCGGAUGUUGAAUUAAAAAAAAUUUA